CGUGCAGCACGAGCAACCAAGAAACUGAAUGGGAAGAGAGAUCGACAGCUACAGUAAGUUUUCUAUUGCAGAACUGCGUGCCCGUGUUUGUCAGUGUCAGCUUCCCUACGCACUUUAUUGACCAUAACGGCUACCGACAAUGUCACUUUCCGGCUCCCAGUCACCAGAAGACGGCUUGCACGGCUCGUGGGUGGAGCUGGAGGGUGUUUCGGCACUGAUAGGCUGCAGGGAGAGCGUGGCAGGACCACAGGGCACUACCUCCCCCCUCCUGCAGGGGGAGCUAGAGAGAAUCCUCCUGGAGGCACAGCUGGAGUGUGAGAGGACAAGCCACACAGACAGCCCUCCCCAGCAGGGUACCCCGCGGUCAGCAGGCUCACCUCAGCCAGCGAGUGAGGGAAGCAGCAGCACAGACUGCAUUACCAUACAGUCGGACGAGGGCGAGAGACGGACAAGCGCAGAGUGGGUGUGGGCCUGGUCCAGUCGUCCUGAGAACCUACCGCCAAAGGAGUUCGUCUUUCAGCACCCCAAGCAGACGAGCUCUCUCAGCGUGAGGAAGAGUGAGGUGAUGAAGAGGAAGCUCUUCUCCUCCGACGCGCUUCUCGUCCUAAUCCCCUCCCUUGUGGCUUCACACCUGCUCACGCUGGGGUUAGGGAUUUACAUCGGCAAGCGUUUGGCUGCCUCCUCCGCCAGCACGCUGUGACCUCUGACCCCGGGCAGCGCUCCCCACCAGCUGCCCCCUCUGCCAAUAGGAUCAUUAGCCUCGUUUUCUUAUUGUCAUUGCCCCACCCCCCCCUUAAAAUGACCACCCUGUCUUUAUAACUGUGUCUGUCUGUCUUUCUCUUGUCUGUCUGUCCAUCGCUGUGUUUCAGUACCCCCUCUGACCCCCUCUGCAGCUCUGUGUGUCUGGGGUCGAAGGUCAUCUCUCAUACUCAAAGCUUAAUCCAGAGCCACACUUCAGCUUUCCAGUAGGAGCAGACAGGGAGAAUGGGAAAGAACAAAAAGGGGUGAUUCGAAGAGAAAGAGUGCGGAGAGGAGGGGGAAUGAGAGAUAAAGAGAAUUCCACUGAGCAAAAUAAAAUAAAAAAAACUACACCUGAACAGUGAAGACAGACAGCAGUAUCAGGGUUUUACAGAGUUUUGCUCACCCAGAUUCCUGCAGAUUGAUUGUUUCAGAUAGGGCAGGCGUCUCAAAAACAACGUCCACAAUAAACGCGAUGCCGAACGGAACGCUAAAUUGGCUCCAAAGUGAGAUCGAUGGACGAGGAAGGGGGGGGGGAGGGGGGUGUGGCAGCCAAUGAAUGAAUGAGCUGGUUAAUUUAUAUCAGUCAAAAAGCAGGGAUGGUGAGAUUGUGCCUGGGCCAGCAGGGGAUUUCCUUUGUGUGAUCUGCAAAGCAUGAUGGAUCGUUUUUCACCCGCGAGCGUGGCGACUCAAAGAGAGUCCCUGUGUCACUUACGGCUCCCCCGAGUUUGGUGGGUGCCCGCGGAGCUGCGUUGUAAACCGGCGCGACUGAAGCCUCAUUAAAGCUCACCCUCACAUCUCUCUCUGUCUCCUGGGCCUAAGUCUGUCUUUCCAGGUUUAACUGCCCUCCUCAAAAACCGUCAGCGGCGGAGACUGUUGUGCUGCUGAUAGAUUUCAGAGCUUUGGGAUCUGGACGUGUCUGCACUAUUUUGUUUCAGUUACAAGAACAAGCUUGAGCUGUGUUGGUGAUUGACUGCAAUACUCUACAAUUCCACAAGAGGGCGCAAAAAAUCCAUUACUAGGCUUUGAUGAACGGAGAAGCUUCUCUGAAAGAAAAUGAGUUGUGAAUCCAUGCGAUUAAAUGAGAGGCCUCUUUGCUUGGCAAAAUCCAAUCAAUGACCUCAUUUUUAAAUACUGGGAGUAUUCUGGACCUAAUUGUUUCGGAUAAUAGCAUCACGAGAGCCAUUCAGGAUUUACGAUCACGGGUGAGCAUGUUUACACAGGCUAGCAACCAGGAACAGAGCCAACCUCCGCCCAGACUUUCGGGAAAUGUAAACUCUGAACAAUUUUGUCAUCACAUAGGUUGAAUUUUAUGUCUGUCGUUCUAGAUCAGGGACGUCAAACUCCAGCCCUGGGGGGCCGCAGUGCCUGCUGGUAUUUGUGGUUUCCCAACAGUCAGCAGCCAGUUAAGGCCUUGAGAACAAGGUGUGUGGACUCUUCAGCCAAUCAAUGGCUUAAAUGAAUCACUUGCGCUGAGAUUCACUGAGAACCAAAUGACACUGCAGCCCUCCAGGACUGGAGUUUGACAGCCCUUUUCCAGGGAGUGCAUAUAUAUACAUAUAUACUUCUUAGUUCUAAGCCCUCAAGCUAGCCCAGUGCUAGUGAGAAAGAGCACCUGUCUAUGGGAGAAUGUUCUAGUGCUAAUGCAACUGCCACAGAGUUCGCCUGGGUCCGCGCCGGGUUAGAAGGUACUGCUAUCAGAGUGAAACGUGCUCUCGCCAGAGCUGGUUUUACACCGAGCGCUUUGCUGUGUCCGUGUGCACCAUGCCCCAUAGGCCCCUGGGAGAGAAGAACGUGAGAGAAAAAAAGAAAGAAAGAGAGAGAGAGAGAGAGAGAGAGGAGCACAUUAGCCUAAUGACACGACUGCAGCCGGAGCCUGGAGCGUGCUGUUACGAGCCGUUCAGAGUGACAGCAGCGAGCAGGCAGGCGGGUGCUGGAGGGGACGGCCGGCGUGCAGCGGCUCACUGUGUGCACUUCCACAGCAAGCGCGCACGCAAGGCCGGCGUGCAGCGGCUCACUGUGUGCACUUCCACACCGAGCGCGCACGCAAGGCCGGCGUGCAGCGGCUCACUGUGUGCACUUCCACAGCAAGCGCGCACGCUAGCGCACGCAAGGCCGGCGUGCAGCGGCUCACUGUGUGCACUUCCACAGCAAGCGCGCACGCUAGCGCACGCAAGGCCGGCGUGCAGCGGCUCACUGUGUGCACUUCCACAGCGAGCGCGCACGCAAGGCCGGCGUGCAGCGGCUCACUGUGUGCACUUCCACAGCACGCUAGCGCACGCAAGGCCGGUGUGCAGCGGCUCACUGUGUGCACUUCCACAGCGAGCGCGCACGCAAGGCCGGCGUGCAGCGGCUCACUGUGUGCACUUCCACAGCACGCGCACGCUAGCGCACGCAAGGCCGGCGUGCAGCGGCUCACUGUGUGCACUUCCACAGCAAGCACGCACGCUAGCGCACGCAAGGCUACCGCUAAACGAGGGGCCACUAUCAGGGGGUCUGCUUCCAAUCGGACCUGCGUGCCUGUCGCGAGUGUCAGUCCUCCUCCUCUUCCUCCUCGUGCUGCUCCUGCUCUUCCUCCUCCUCCUCCAGCUCCUCGUCGUCCUCCUCCUCCUCCUCCUCCUCCAGAAAUCUUCAGUUUAGCAGAUCUUCAGGUGGGGGAGGGCCAACUGCAGCAGAGGCGCCUGAAAGCAAUUUAAAGGAAAGAAACGUUUUGAGGAACAGACUCUCGGCACGGUGUGCUGUGAAGCAGGGGCCCGAACAGGGAGGAUUAGACUGAGCCCUGAGCAUCAGCGAGGAGAUCUGAGCAAUCUGAAGAGAUGAGACGCUCUGUUCUGGGAUUAGGAAGGCAGGUGUUACUCAGGUUAAAUAAACAAGCAAAAGCCCCCCCAGCCAAAAAAAAAGAAAAAGAUAUACCGCGACUGCUAGUCCAUGUCAUGCAUUACCACCCUUGUCCAGGAGGGGGGUGUAUUUUCCCACUCUAGCUUCCUCUCACAGAUGUCAAGUGGAUAUCAGCAUGUAAGAUAAGGUCAAUCAAGCACCAGCUCAAAACAGACACGAAAAGCUCUUUCUUCUCCUGGCACUCUUUCCAGCCUACAGUGGCUUCUGUCUUUCUGUUCUUCUAUUUUCUUCACUCCCCUCUUUUUACAGAGACUUUCUUCCCAUUGUCUCUUUUCUCUCUUCUAUGCACAUUUGUUAGGAAUGAAGAGUUUGCCACACAAGAGAAGAAUCUGCAAAGAUUUUAAAAUAGAGGACAGAAAUUAGUCUUUCACACACCUCCCCUCUCUCUCUCAGAAGCAACAGAAAGAAUGUCACUGUAAAUUGGGUGGAUUUGUCACACACACACACACACACACCUGGUUCUCAGCAAUCCUACAGUAAGAUUAUGAGUCUGGUUAGAGCGGCUGAGAUGAACAGACACCGAGAAGACUGCUUACCUCCACUGUUAUAAUGUUAUCAGGCGGGUUUAAAAUCAAAUAAAUUCUUCUUCCAAAAGCCA
Messenger RNA from Anguilla rostrata (American eel), 4234 nucleotides. RefSeq lists its product as uncharacterized. The transcript is spliced from 6 exons. Gene Ontology annotation, cellular component: mitochondrial envelope; nuclear envelope; nucleus. Lineage: Eukaryota; Metazoa; Chordata; Actinopteri; Anguilliformes; Anguillidae. Bases 140 to 700 code for a protein of 186 amino acids. The record is from RefSeq and is a predicted model, not a curated record. Gene Ontology annotation, biological process: mitochondrial outer membrane permeabilization; positive regulation of apoptotic process.